AUGCCAACAAAUUUAAUUAAAAUUGUCUGCAAACGUGCUGCAUUAAUGCGUGCUCCCUAUGCCCAAUCGUCAUGGACGAUCAACACCAGUACAAUUAAAAAAAAAUCAUCAUCACGAAAUAAAACGGCAAUUAGUAUUCCAAAAAAAACGAUUCCAUCAAAUGAUAAUAAUAUAAAAUUAGUAAAUAAAAAAAAUAUUAGUAAUGAUAUUUAUAUGCAAUUAAUUCAACUACUUGAUAUCAAUGAAAAUGGAAGACUUGUUUUGCCGUUUUCUCGUCGUUUGAUUCUUAUUGAUCGUCCACGUGAAAAUUUAUAUCAAAAUGCUGGUCACAUACAUAACAACAUUUCUUCACAAUGUCAAAGUCCACAAUAUGAACGUUCAACAUCAACUUCAGAAUCUUAUUUAACCAGUGUUGAUGAAAACAAUAGUGAACAUGACUCAUCAUUUCCAUCAAUAUCAUUACCACCGUCACCAUUUCUAUGUGAUCCUUAUGAAUCAUACGAUUGGGAAUGUUAA
Rotaria sp. Silwood1 is the source of this 516-nucleotide messenger RNA. The record is from the annotation of a GenBank genome assembly. NCBI's taxonomy places the organism in Eukaryota, Metazoa, Rotifera, Eurotatoria, Philodinida, Philodinidae.